AUGUCAAACUCUGCUGCUGAUCAUCACAACUCAUGCACCAGGUCAAGGAGACGUGUGCAUGAAGCCACAGAAGAACAAGAUACUCCUGUCAAGUCCGAUGACGCCAACGUUAAUGCUGUCUUUUUUCGCCGUAGAGUGCGCAGGUUGUCUGAAUUCUCAAGAGGGUGGUGCAGAUGGGCUUCCAUGGUUUUGAUGGUGUUAGCUUUUGUGUCAGUGCUGUCCAAGUUUGCUUUGCUCAGUACGUUUCCGGAAUUGAGGAUGAUGGAAACAAUAGGUUUCAUUCGACCAGGGAUAUCAUCAACAAUGCAACAAAACAUGGUCAGUGAAGGUGGCAAUUGUGAUCCCAUUUUUUAUUUGAUUUCUGCUAGUCAGACUGGUGAUAUUUGGGCGCCACCAGAGAAUGCUAAUUAUUACCAAUGCGUAAAUCGAUCGAAGAAGGACCUUCGGAAUGGAACAGCCACAAAUGGCUAUCUCCUAAUUCGUUCCAAUGGUGGAUUGAAUCAAAUGAAGCUUGGGAUAGGUGACAUGGUUGCAGCCGCAAAACUUAUGAAUGCCACUCUUGUUCUCCCUUCUUUAGAUCACAAAUCCUUUUGGACCGACCCGAGUGAUUUUAAGGACAUUUUCAACUGGAAGAACUUCAUGGAGGUUUUAAGAGAUGAUAUCGUAAUUGUAGAGUCACUUCCACCAGAGCUUGCGGAUGUGAAGCCCCGGGUUAAGGCUCCGGUUUCUUGGUCGAAGCCCAGUUACUAUAAACAACAGAUGGUCUCAUUAUUGCAGAAGCACCGGGUGCUUAAAUUCACCCUCACAGAUUCCCGACUUGCUAACAAUGUUGCUACCUCAAUCCAGAGGCUCCGCUGCCGUGCUUUGUUUAAGGCACUGAGAUUCACAGCUGAAAUCGAACAACUCGGGAUGAAGUUGGUUGACAGAUUAAAGAACAAUGGUAGCAGAUACAUUGCUCUCCAUUUAAGAUAUGAGAAGGACAUGCUUUCUUUCACAGGCUGCAGUCACAAUCUUACCCAAGAGGAGGAUAGAGAGCUUGAAACAAUAAGGCAGCAGACGCCGCAUUGGAAGCAUAAAAGGAUCAACGGCACAGAGCAGAGACAUUUAGGACAAUGCCCCAUGACCCCAAGAGAGGUUUCUGUGUUCCUUGAAGCAAUUGGGUUUCCUUCAGAUACAAAAAUAUACAUAGUGGCUGGUGAGAUUUAUGGGCAAGAAGGGCUUAAACCAGUGCAAGACAAGUAUCCUAAUAUAUUUUUCCACUCAAAUUUAGCAACUGAAGAAGAGCUACAACCAUACAAGGACAAGCUCAAUCAGCUUGCUGCCUUGGACUAUAUUAUAGCAGUGGAGAGUGAUGUUUUCAUCUAUUCUCAUGAUGGAAAUAUGGCCAAGGCAGUCCAAGGUCAUAGAAGAUUUGAAGGGUUUAGGAAAACUAUCAGCCCUGACAAACGAAGGUUUGUGAGAUUGAUUGAUAAGUUGGACAAGGGUGUGAUAACUUGGAAAAAAUUCUCGUCCCGGGUUAAGAAGUUACACGAAAAAAGGAUUGGAGGACCAUAUCGCAGAAUUUCCAGAAAUUUGCCCAAACUUGAGGAGAACUUUUAUGCAAAUCCUUUUCCAGGUUGCAUUUGUGAAAGGUCUAGUGGCUCAGACUCAACAUCAACAACAACAACAACCCAAAAGAUCACAACAGGGAGACGAAAGUUAAGAGGAAGGGUGUUUUAA
This is a messenger RNA of Prunus persica (peach), 1719 nucleotides long. RefSeq lists its product as uncharacterized. Gene Ontology annotation, cellular component: cytoplasm. Bases 1 to 1719 code for a protein of 572 amino acids. The record is from RefSeq and is a predicted model, not a curated record. Lineage: Eukaryota; Viridiplantae; Streptophyta; Magnoliopsida; Rosales; Rosaceae. The transcript has 8 exons.